This is a messenger RNA of Eufriesea mexicana, 2323 nucleotides long. Its product is annotated as GTP-binding protein Di-Ras2. Gene Ontology annotation, cellular component: membrane. Bases 529 to 1119 code for a protein of 196 amino acids. Gene Ontology annotation, biological process: signal transduction. The record is from RefSeq and is a predicted model, not a curated record. The transcript is spliced from 4 exons. Gene Ontology annotation, molecular function: GTP binding; GTPase activity. Lineage: Eukaryota; Metazoa; Arthropoda; Insecta; Hymenoptera; Apidae.
GUGAAAGUUCACGGCAGCGAGUGGCCGGAGACAGAGAGUGUUGCGAAUGUGCUGAUCCCGUGGCCGGUGGAAAUCGAGCGCAACACCCGUCGAUCGAUCAUUUGCUAAUUAACGGCCGUGGUUAAGGCACUUGGACAUUGGAUAACUGACCCGUGUCAUUCGGACAUCGACACUGGACAAACAUCUUCGGUCAAGCUAGUUGUUAUCGUCCCGGCUCGAGAAAGCUCUUAGUCUGGCACGUUGCCUGUUUCUUUGGGUUGGCAAAGGAUUCCUUGAACUUUAACAAGGGGCAACCUCGAACUUGGUGUUUAUUAUUGUUUUCUGAACUAGGAAGAAGAGCCAGAGAAGUGCAUCGGGAACAUCAACGUCUUCUUCUGGGACAGUGUAGCCUAUUACAAGUCCAAGUGACUUGUUUGAAGGAAAGAAAGCACGCUAUAGUGUCGUCUGCUCCACCAGACAGAUUUAAACGGGAUCACGGAGGGACCCCGGCUGACGGGGGUUAACAUCAUCGGGACGGCAGAUGUCAGGAUGCCGGAGCAGAGCAACGAUUAUCGCGUGGUGGUGUUUGGGGCGGGCGGUGUCGGCAAAAGCUCUCUUGUGCUGCGUUUCGUGAAAGGAACCUUUCGUGAGUCCUAUAUACCCACUAUCGAGGAUACAUACAGACAGGUGAUAAGCUGCAAUAAAAACAUAUGCACGCUUCAAAUUACGGACACAACGGGGUCUCAUCAGUUUCCCGCGAUGCAGCGACUCUCCAUAAGCAAAGGUCACGCCUUCAUCCUGGUGUAUUCGGUAUGCUCACGGCAAAGCCUAGAGGAACUACGACCAAUCUGGGCCAUUAUUCGGGAGCUUAAGGGACAGGACAUAUCGCAGAUACCUAUCAUGCUGGUUGGGAACAAAUGUGACGAAAGUCCAUCGGUGCGUGAGGUAUCGAUGAGCGAGGGUGCAGCGGAAGCAGCCAAUUGGGGCUGCGGUUUCUUGGAGACUUCUGCCAAGACAAAUCAUAACGUGAACGCUUUGUUCCGGGACCUGCUGAUGCUCGAGAAAAACAGAUCUGUUUCAUUGCAGCCGGUACAGAGCAACAACGCAAACAGCCUGAAGGAAAAAUGCUGCGUAAUGUAACUGAUCGAAAUUGGAACAUCCGUAAUAACAAGAAGACGUGGUGCAUCGCGUAUUCAGGCAACAAGAAGCUAGAGGACGACAAGAGCAAGAACAUUUGCGCCGAUUUUUCCACCCGGCAUGGCAUCGACCGCGGUAGUCUCGACACGACCAUUAGAUAGAAUAGGUUAGAUUUGCGCAAACGAAAGGGACGAUAAACAUCCGCGAAACCACGUGUCGUACAGGGUGUAUCUAAUGCUCUUUAUUCGUUAAGAAGCUUAUUCUUACGCGAAACAAAUUUUCUAGAGCAUAUUAAGACCUCCAUGAAUGAUCGGAUAUUGUAAGGUUAUGUUCGAUGGGAUAUAAUGUGCUGAUCGUUACGACGAUCGAUUCAGAGCAUUAGGGCCGCUUUGUAGUCUCUUUCUAACCGAACGUACUCUACACUAUCGAUAGAUUUUUUAAUUUUGAUACAGAGCGACGUAUUCGGUCCGCCUCCUAGGUUUCACGUGACCAACGACGCGAACGCGUUCUUCAUUCUGUACCAGUCAGCUCGUUAGUGGAUCAUUAUACAUUUUGACCAUCUGUUCGACUAUCCCGAGCUUACUAUAUGGAAGGGCUGCGAUCGUUCUAACCGGAAACACCGAUUUAGACCAAGAACCGAUUACAAAAGCGAUCGUCCUUUUCGUGUCCAACGAAACAAACGGGUUUUCCUUGAAAGAGCAGUCAGUACAAAGUUAAUCUUGACCACGUAUUAAUAUUAAUGUACAAGAGCAUACCGAACACAUUCAACGAUCCAAGAAAGAAAAAGCUCUUUCACGAAAAUCUUCCAAGACCGUUGUCUGAGACUACUGUAAUGAUCAUUUCGAGACCGGUGUCGUAUAAGUUUCUCCAGCCAGAGGUGAAGCAUAGGAGUGAACAUGCGAACGAGAAACGACUAAACUAGGUAAAAGUUGUUACGAGAUUGGUUUUUGUUGAAUAGUUGUAAGGUUUUUGUAACGAUGCUAAUUAGGAUUUAUUACUCGACACGUUGGAUGAUACAAAACAUGUACACACACAUACACAUACACGUAAAAACAAAAGCUUACAUACAUAUACACGCACAAACACACAGGUUCAUUAGGCACCACACAUUUCCCGUGUUGACCCAGAUUUUAGUGUUUUCCUCCUGUAUAUCGUACCAGACGUAGGCGUGUUAGUGUUUGCGAGAAGACGUUAAUUAAAGGGACUC